Messenger RNA from Ziziphus jujuba (common jujube), 839 nucleotides. RefSeq names its product 17.1 kDa class II heat shock protein. Lineage: Eukaryota; Viridiplantae; Streptophyta; Magnoliopsida; Rosales; Rhamnaceae. Gene Ontology annotation, biological process: response to hydrogen peroxide; response to salt stress; protein complex oligomerization. The record is from RefSeq and is a predicted model, not a curated record. The coding region runs from base 107 to 586 and encodes 159 amino acids. The transcript has a single exon.
GAAUCAUUAUAUAAACCUCCCAAUACCCCCACUUCACCAUCCACGCAGAAAACGAAGCACGGAAAAUUCAGCAAUUAUUCCAUAGUUAGUGCGUUUGAUCGGCAAAAUGGACCCUAGAGGCCUAGCAGUCGACCCUUGGUCCCUGAUGGAUACAAUCCACGACAUCCUAGACUUCUCCGACGAGUCGGCCGGCCAGUCGCACCACCCAUCGCGAGCAUAUGUCCGUGACAACAAAGCCAUGGCUAAUACCCCUGCGGACGUGAAGGAGGAUCCCAACGCUUACAUCUUCGUGGUGGAUAUGCCUGGGUUGAAGUCCGACCAGAUCAAGGUUCAAGUGGAGGACAGCACGCUGGUUGUGAGCGGGGAGAGGAGGAGGGAGAAAGAGAAGGAUCAGAAGGAUGGGGUCAAGUAUAUAAGGAUGGAGAGGAGGGUAGGCAAGUUCUUGAAGAAGUUCGUGCUGCCGGAGAAUGCUGAUAUCGAUAAGAUAUCGGCGGUGAGUCAGGACGGCGUUCUGACUGUCACGGUGGCCAAGAAACCCCCGCCGGAGCCCAAGAAGCCCAAAACCGUGGAGGUGCAAAUUGGCUAACUAGUAUUAGCCAAGAUCAUAUGUAUGUCAAUCGUGUUGCGUUGCUCUGCUUGUUCUGUUGUUGUUGUUGUUGUUGUUGGAUGUUUAAUUUGUCGUGGUCUUUGUUUUAGAUUUUUUAAAAAUGAAAAACAAAAGUAUUGUCACUGACUCUCAGUGGUAUGUACUGAAAUGGUAAGUAGGUGUUAUGUUUGUUUUUGGGCUUGGUUAUGUACAUGUUUAAAUAGAUUAAUGUACUGCUUGUGUUUAUAAAUUA